Molecule: messenger RNA, 869 nt
Organism: Neopelma chrysocephalum (saffron-crested tyrant-manakin)
Lineage: Eukaryota; Metazoa; Chordata; Aves; Passeriformes; Pipridae
Product: zinc finger protein 239-like
Exons: 3
Source: RefSeq, a predicted model, not a curated record
AGGAAGAUGCCUUGGGCCCCCCAGGCAGGCCCCGAGCUGAGGACGGAGAGCCCGGAGGACAAAUCCCCCCAUGGGACCCUGGUGGGAGAGGCCGUUUUGAAGGGCUCCACCGUGCAGGAAGGCAGUGGGGAGGAAAAGGGCCGGAGAUCCCCCCGCAGGAGGGGCUCCAAAGCCAGCCCAGGGUGCUCUGAGGAGGAAAGACCCAGACUGUGCCAGGAAGGCGGCCGGAGCUUGAGGCAGAGCUCUGAGCUGGUGGUCCCUGAGCAGCCUCCCAGCAGGGAGAAGCCCUUCAGGUGCUUGGAAUGUGGGAAGAGCUUCAGGAAGAGCACCUACCUGAUCCGACACCAGCACAUCCACACUGGGGAACGGCCUUACUCAUGUGGGGAAUGUGGGAAGAGCUUCAGCCAGAGCUCCAGCCUGAUCCAACACCAGCACAUCCACAGUGGGAAACGGCCCUAUUCAUGUGGGGAAUGUGGGAAGAGCUUCAGGCACAGCUCCAGCCUGAUCAAACACCAGCGCAUCCACACUGGGGAACGGCCCUAUUCGUGUGGGGAAUGUGGGAAGAGCUUCUUUGACAGCUCCAGCCUCCGCAAACACCAGCGCAUUCACACUGGUGAACAGCCCUACACGUGUGGGGAAUGUGGGAAGAGCUUCAGGUUUCAGACCAGCUCAGAUCUUCUCAGGCAUGAGCAGACGCACACGGAUGAGAGGCCCUUCCGCUGCACCGACUGCGGGAAGGGCUUCAAGCGGAACUCCACCCUCAUCACCCACCGGCACAUCCACACCGGGGAGAGGCCCUACAAGUGUGGGGAGUGUGGGAAGAGCUUCUCUGACAGGUCUAACUUGACCAGACACCAACAGACCCACCG